AUGACAGACACCGCACCGCUGUCAGGCGGCUCCCUCCUCCUCGCAUGGCAGCUCAAAGACAAGAACGUCCUCAUCGUCGGCGGGGGCGACGUCGCCUCCGGGCGCAUUGAAUCCGUGCUCGUCGCCGACGCCCAUGUCACACUCAUCUCGCCGUCCGCCGGGCUGCACCCGCUCACGAAGCGCUUCAUAGAACGCUACCCGGAGCGCAUCACCUACCACGACCGCACGUUCGGCGGGGUGGCGGACCUCGAGAGGGCGGACAUGGUCCUCACGGCCAUCGACGACGUCGAGAAGUCGCGCGAGAUAUGUGCCCUGGCGCGCGCACGCCGGAUCCCCAUUAACGUCGCGGACAUCCCGCCCUCGUGCGACUUCUACUUCGGGUCGCAGAUCCGCAGCGGGCCCCUGCAGGUUAUGAUCUCCACGAACGGGCAGAGCCCGAAGCUCGCGAACAUCAUCCGCAAGCAGAUCGAGCAGAGCCUGCCGGAGAACGCGGGCGAGGCGGUGGAGAAGGUCGGGGUGCUGAGGAGCAAGCUGCGCGAGCGGGCGCCGGGGGUGGGCGGGGAGCUGGGCAAGCGGCGGAUGCGCUGGAUGAUUGACGUGUGCACGAACUGGGAGAUGGAGGACCUCGCGCUGCUGGACGAGGAUAUGAUGGCGAAGCUGCUGGACGACGGGUGGGAGAAGAACCAGGUGCCCGGGCUGGAGGAAGUCGGUGGCUCGAAGCGGCGGCCCUCUGCGUCGACGCACAAAACGGCCAGUGUCUGGCUGCUCUCAGCCGCGGCCUUCUCUGCUGGUGCUGCAUGCACUGUCGCUGUGCUCCUCGCCCGCCGCCAUUGA
This is a messenger RNA of Fomitopsis serialis, 834 nucleotides long. RefSeq names its product siroheme synthase. The transcript has a single exon. The coding region runs from base 1 to 834 and encodes 277 amino acids. Lineage: Eukaryota; Fungi; Basidiomycota; Agaricomycetes; Polyporales; Fomitopsidaceae. The record is from RefSeq and is a predicted model, not a curated record. Gene Ontology annotation, molecular function: protoporphyrin ferrochelatase activity; precorrin-2 dehydrogenase activity. Gene Ontology annotation, biological process: siroheme biosynthetic process.